UAAUUCUGAUUACUGUUUAGCGGUAGUUAUCGUCCCUGAUUCACCUCUACAUGGAGAGUGGUAUUCCUCCAUCUGGUCGUCCUUGUAUGAAGGUUGACCCCAACAAGAUGUUCUCCCGUUGUUUCUUCCCUCGUCAUUUACAACAGGUCACUUUACAGAUUAGAACGCUGUCUCUUACUUCUUCACAGACAUUUUGUAAACGUUCAGAAGAGUUGCGUGCAUUUAACAACACAACAACUGUUUAUUCUUGUUCUUCGCACCAAACACAAAUCUCCGUUCAACGAACCACAAACUGUCAGCACAGACUUUCUGUUCGAUCUCUGCACACAACUCCACCAUGUUCCGAUCUCAUGGAAUUCUUUGAUGACAAAAAGAACUGGGGAAAAGAAACCAUCUUAACUGGACGUCCAUGGCAUCUGGCAGAGUUGAGACUGAAAAGCAAUGAAGACUUGCAUAAAUUAUGGUACAUCUUAUUGAAGGAACGUAACAUGUUGAUGACAAUGGAAGCUGAAUACAUCCGGCGAGCUGAAUUAUUCCCAAACCCAGAACGAUUGUUUAAAGUUGAUGAAAGCAUGCAGAACAUCCUAGAAAUAGUGGCAGAAAGAGACGAUGCUGUUAGCCUUUUGGAAACAGGGAAAUCCUGCAGACCGGAGUACAGAAUGGUACGCAACUUCUUGGGACUAAAAUACCGGCGCAAAAUCAAAGAGCAUGCCAUUCCACCUAGGAUGAAUCUGCGAUACCGCAUGCUGCACACCCCUUUCGUGAAAGGUUUGACUCCUUAUUUUGGAUUGUAUUUUGAAAAGCAGCGUAUGUUGGCAAAGAGACGCCAAAAGAGAAGACUUCAAUAUAACAAAAGGCUACAAAAAGCAUUCCCACAUUUGCAACUUGAGAUUGAAGAAAACAAACAGAGCAUUUGAUCACACUUGUAUAGACACUGUUGUUUAUACACCCAUCUGCAUACAUACACGAGGGUGUAGACUAUACGCAGUUAAAUAUUUACAAACUAUCAAUAAAAUUUUUUGACAUAAUGA
Octopus bimaculoides (California two-spot octopus) is the source of this 1031-nucleotide messenger RNA. Its product is annotated as large ribosomal subunit protein uL29m. Gene Ontology annotation, cellular component: mitochondrial ribosome; mitochondrial large ribosomal subunit. Gene Ontology annotation, molecular function: structural constituent of ribosome. NCBI's taxonomy places the organism in Eukaryota, Metazoa, Mollusca, Cephalopoda, Octopoda, Octopodidae. The record is from RefSeq and is a predicted model, not a curated record. Gene Ontology annotation, biological process: mitochondrial translation.